Tetranychus urticae (two-spotted spider mite) is the source of this 4019-nucleotide messenger RNA. RefSeq names its product neurexin-4 (gene Nrx-IV). The record is from RefSeq and is a predicted model, not a curated record. Lineage: Eukaryota; Metazoa; Arthropoda; Arachnida; Trombidiformes; Tetranychidae.
AGUAAAAAACAUGAAUUUGAAAAACUGUUUGUCCAAUUUUCUAUAACCACACCUAGCAAACUUUCUUUUAUUUUUCAUGUCCAAUUCAUUUUUUUAUAAAAACCAACUGGUUGAAUUGGAAACAAUUUGACUGAGACAUGAUUAAAACAUAUUGUUUUCAUUGAAACUCAAUUAUUCACGUUAUCCUUAAAUGUGUAAUCCAGUGUAACUUUACUUGAAACGUUUAUUUCGUUUUGGUUUUUUUCAACCUAAAUCGUUAUGACUUUUCUGGGAAUCUCAUCUUGUUUAAUAUUCCUCUUCAUUUCCGUUGUAAGUGGGGAAAUUUUGAAUCUCGAUGGCCAAUCUUUUGUGAUUAGAAAACUUCAAACCUCAUCAUUCCAUGACACAAUAUCAUUAAAAUUUCGAACCAACUCAGCAAAUGGCAAUCUCAUUUACAGCCAAGGAACUCAGGGGGAUGUUUUCUCUCUGCGAAUGCAAGACAAUAAAAUUGUGUUGUCCCUCAACUUGGGUAACCAAGAACAAGUUAAUACUAUUACUGCCGGUAGCCUUUUAGAUGACUCCGAUUGGCACAGAAUACUUAUUUCUAGAAAUAACCGUGAUCUCAAUUUAACUGUAGAUGACCAUACAGUUGAACAUAAAAUAACAGGUGAUUUUGUGAGAUUGGAUCUCAAUGAUAAGCUAUAUCUUGGUGGGUUACCUGCAAUCUCAAAUUAUGACAAUGUAGUAAAAGAAAAUUUUACUGGAUGUAUUCAGGAUUUAUUAUUAAAUGAAACCAAUAUCAUACAAGAGUUGACAUCAGAAGAUUUUCUUGAUUCUAAUUCAAGACCUGGUAAUACAUGUUGGCUUAAAAAACUUCCGUCCAUUACAUUCCAAUCUGCCUCAGCUUAUAUCAAGGUUGAUGCACCUAUAAGCAAUCGCUUGGAUAUAAGUUUUGAUUUCCGGACUUUCAACGAAGAUGGCGUUCUUCUUUAUCAUAAAUUUUCAUCGGAAGGGUUCCUAGCUACUUCUCUCAACAAGCGAAAGCUUUUGAUAAAUUUGGAAACCAGAGAAACAAAUCGCUCAUCCUUGAUACUUGAACCAUUCCACACUAAAAAUUUGAACGAUGGGUUCUGGCAUAAUUUACAAAUCAGUUUAAAGACCAAUCAACUAUUAGUCAUUGUUGAUGAACAAGAAUCCAUCACUAAAAGACAAAUGUCGAUGACAAGUGGUCAAUAUUAUGCCAUUGGAGCUGGAUGGUUUGCCAAAACUGGUUUCAUCGGUUGUAUUCGUAACUUAAAUGUCAGCGAUGUGCUGAUCUCUCUCGAUGAACUGACUUCAGAUCGAAUCGUUUCAACCUAUCCUGGUGACAUUAUUCAAAAUGGUUGCAAAAUGGUAGAUAGAUGUCAUCAAAAUCCUUGUGAGCAUCGUGGUAUAUGUAGACAAGAUCAUGACUCAUUCACAUGUGAUUGCACAAAUACCGGUUAUACUGGUGCUGUAUGCCAUGUUCCUAAUCAUCCUUUAUCAUGUGAUGCCUAUCGUAUUGCAAAUUCAGUACGACAAAAGCAAAGUAUUAUGAUAGAUGUUGAUGGUAGUGGGCCGCUUGAACCUUUCCAAGUUACAUGCCAAUUCCAUGGAGAUCGAACACAAACUUUCCUUCAUCAUAAAAAUGAAGCGCCAACUGAUGUCACUGGUUAUGAAGAACCAGGUUCUUAUCAUCAAGAUUUGACAUACAACGCUGACUUUGAUCAAAUUACUGUUCUAGUAAACAAAUCAUAUAGUUGUAAGCAGUUCAUAAAAUAUGAAUGUAAAAACGCCCGACUUUUCAACACUCCAUAUCAAUUGCAAAAACACUUCAAACCCUUUACUUGGUGGAUGAGUAGAAAUAAUCAGAAAAUGUCUUACUGGGGAGGAUCCCUUCCAGAAUCAAGAAAAUGUAAAUGUGGGCUUUUUGGCAAUUGCCGUGAUCCUAGUAAAUGGUGUAAUUGUGACUCUAUGGGAAGCUAUGAGUGGGGUGUCGAUGAAGGUGAAUUAACUGAGAAAGAAUUUCUUCCCGUUCGAUCUAUUCGUAUUGGUGACACUAGUACUGGAACUCCUGAAAAGCGAGCUCGAUAUACCAUUGGUCCUCUUAUCUGUGAAGGUGAUAUGAUGUUUGACAAUGUAGUUACUUUCAGACAACAUGAUAGUAUCAUUCCAGUUAAUAUUGAAACAACUGGAUUCUCUUGGGAUAUUUAUCUUCAAUUCAAGACAACGAUUGAAUAUGGUGUACUUUUCCAUGCACGAGGGCCUUACGACUUUAUAAAAUUAACAAUCUUCUCAGCAAAAGCAAUACAAUUUGUUUUUGACUGUGGUUCAGGUAGCCAAAAAAUCGAAAUUGAAACUCCAUACAAACUAAGUGAUGACAAUUGGCAUUCGAUUUUGGUUGAAUGGAAUCAAAAAGAAGCAACUUUACUGGUUGAUGGUAAAAUGUCUCACAAAGUUUCUAAUAGUUUACCUAAAUUUAGAUCAAUGGAGUUAAAGUCUCCAUUGAUUGUUGGCGCGUCCGUUGAUCAAAAGGAAGGAUACUUGGGAUGUUUACGAGCUCUUUCAUUUAAUGGCCAGUUCAUUGAUCUUGUUAGGAUAGCAAAAGAAGGUGAUUCAGGACGAUCUUUAUAUGGAAUAGCUCCUGGUUGCGUUGGAAAAUGCCAAUCAAGUCCUUGUCUUAAUAAUGGUACAUGUUAUGAAAGAUAUUCUAGUUAUUCCUGUGAUUGUCAAUGGACUGCCUUUAAAGGCAGAAUAUGCGCUGAUGAAUUUGGAGUUAAUUUGAAAAGCGACAAUUUCAUAAAAUAUGAUUUCGAAUCGACUCUUUCAACGUUAGAAGAAUUCAUUAGAGUUGGUUUUACAACCACUGAAAACAAAGGCCUUAUUCUUGGUAUUUCAUCAUAUUCCGGUGAAUAUCUUAAUUUAAUGAUGUCAACAAGCGGUCAUUUACGACUUGUAUUUGAUUUCGGAUUUGAAAGACAAGAGCUGAUCAUUAAAAGUGAAAACUUUGCUCUUGGUCAACAUCAUGAUGUGAUAAUUAAAAGGUCUGAUCUUGGGAGACGAAUGACAAUCAUGGUUGAUGGAUAUGAACCAAUUGUGUAUACAUUUAAUAUAGCUGAUAAAGCUGAUGCUCAAUUCAAUCGCCUGAAAAGUAUUUAUGUUGGUCGAAAUGAAACCAUGUCUACAGGAGAAGGAUUUGUUGGUUGUAUCAGUCGAGUCUCAUUUGAUGAUCAUUUUCCAUUAAAACGACUAUUUCAACAAGAUCGUCGUAGUAAUGUGUAUGCCUUUCCUGAUCUUGAUUCCGUCCGUGAAGAUUCAUGUGGAAUUGAAUCGGUUACCCAUCCUCCAGAGGAAAUUGAAACUCGUCCACCACCUUUAGGUUCUCACAGUACUUCUGAAGGAGAUUCACGACCUAUUAUUGCAGCUAUCGGUAUAAUUGUGACUUUAAUAGUUGUAAUAGUUGUAGUGGCCUUAUUGUUCAGCGGUCGAUUUAUGGCUCAUUAUAAAGGAGAUUAUGUAACGCACGAAGACAAAGGAGCCAGAGAUGCACUAGACCCAGAUAUGGCUGUGGUUAAGAGCAAAACUGGACCUGAUAUAACAAAGAAAAAAGAGUAUUUCAUCUAGAAAUAAAUAACCUCGAUCAUUUUUCAUCAUUUUUAUCACCAUCAUUUUUGCACUCACAUUUUUGUUGUAUCAAUUAGAGAUACUUUGUUGAUACUUUUCUGACGCUCGUCUCGAUUUUAAAUAAUUGUUUCAUUUUUAACAAUUUCACUCGUGCUUUUCACGUGACAUAUCUAUUUUUUGCCAAACUAUUAUUCGUAGCAAUCACGACCCGUCCAUUUAUUUCAUGCAUCGACAUCUAAAUGUGGAAACCAAACCAGUCCAUUUAAUAUCAAAAACGCGCAUAUGAACACAUGGAAAUUAAUCCUGACGCAUUUUCACUCAACCACAAUUCAUAGUUUUUUAUUCGAAACAAAUUUGUUAUUUAAUGUCAAAAUAAAGCUUGUCCAAUUCCUAUCGAA